Sardina pilchardus (European sardine) is the source of this 6927-nucleotide messenger RNA. RefSeq names its product MIB E3 ubiquitin protein ligase 1 (gene mib1). Gene Ontology annotation, molecular function: protein binding; zinc ion binding; ubiquitin-protein transferase activity. Bases 1584 to 4763 code for a protein of 1059 amino acids. Gene Ontology annotation, cellular component: cytoplasm. Gene Ontology annotation, biological process: endocytosis; Notch signaling pathway; protein ubiquitination. The record is from RefSeq and is a predicted model, not a curated record. NCBI's taxonomy places the organism in Eukaryota, Metazoa, Chordata, Actinopteri, Clupeiformes, Clupeidae. The transcript has 23 exons.
UUGAGCCCUGAUUGACAGUAAUGGCGACUUCAGUUUUACUCUAACGAAAACAUUCCACCAAAACAACACUUGCGAAUGGCUUUUCUAAUUUACCUACACUAAAUACACAGUUAAGGAAAUCCUAUAUACCUCCAAAGUAAGUAAUUUUUCGAAAGGCACGGGAUGAUGAAGUUAUGGUGGUAGCUAGAAUAUUUUGGAAAGCAUGAACAAAGGUCUCCCUUUCCGUGGCGAUGUGGCUACUCGGUGCAAGCUCUGAUGGUGUUUUUUCAUAUAUUGGAAUUUAAACAAUAGUAUUUGCAAAACCGAGCUUGCCUGGCUUGAAUGCGGAUAUAAGCAUACAUCAGUUAUUACCUCAACAUUGAGCUAUAUGGUAAUCGAGAGCUAGCUAGUCGCAUAGUUUGAUAGCUAGCUUGUAGCUUUAACACCCCCAUCUUGAGGAUCGACCCCCCAUUGUUGUAGGCGUUCUCAUAGAAAGCACACCGACGAAGCUGGAAAACGCGUCACAAGAAGUUGGAUCCAUCUGUUGAGUCUUUCAAUUAUGUUUUUAUCAAACUCAACCCUUGCAAUAGAUUAAGAAACCUAUCGGAUCCAAUUAUUUUUUUAACUCCAGCGCGGUGACAGGAAGAAUCAUCUCCAUCUUGCAACUACCGAACGUUUGAUGUGAAAAACGUCAGGACUUGUUAGCUUGUGAAGUUAACUGGCUAACGUUAGCUAGCUUUAUCACCUGGCUGGUCAGUCAAUAUUACUUAGCAAGCUACUUCGUUGUUUUGUUUAGCCAAGCUACUUACUUCAUACUUGAGGAUAAUUUGCUCCUCUUUUCUCAGCCCGUCUGUCAACACGCGUAACUGUUAACUUAACGAUAACUUUUGUGCCGUGAGAACCGCUUGUUGUUUGUCGCGUGACGUGUAACGUUAUUGUUAACUUGAAUAUCAUAUUGUGCUCUUGUUUUUUUAGCUAUACCUAUCCUAUACUUGUAUAGCAGUAGUUACUGGUUUUCUUUAGGCACAUCCAUAACAUACCCUUACAGAUUUUUGUCAGUGGUUGAUAAUGUUAAGGUCAGAGGAGAAUAGCUUGCUUGCUGCUAGCUAGGUAACGUUAAUGUUAGGUCCAUAAGCUAACGUUAACAGUAAACUGUCUGUCGGGUCAUUGCCUCUUCAAACAAAGCGGCCAGUUUUUCUUAGGUUAAGAUAGUCAGCUAUCCUUCGGUGUCCUCUGGUUAAUUUUUGCUAUUUAUGGUGUUCUUAAUUUACGAAGAGAUAGCCGAACAGUAACGUUUGAACUCAAACAGCUGAAUGGCAGUUCAGCGAGCAAAACAGUCUUGUUUGAGCAUAACGUUAAUGUCUCGUUCGAAGUUAUGGAGAUGAGUGGAUUGUCUUCGAGUUGAAUAGUUCAGAAAUUAAGUUAGGAACUUAUAGCUGGCUAGCAAUCACAUUUGUCUUACUGGUGAGUUAAUAAAAAAAGACUCGGGCCUUGUCUUUCUGCUACUUCAGGAAUGCGAUUGGUUUGUCUUCAAUCCAGGAUUUAUUAAACCCGCAAAUUAGUAAUUUUUUUGGUAUUUUUGUACUGCGAUAUUUGUAGCUUAAAUGACCACCGGAAGGAAUAACCGAAUCAUGAUGGAAGGAGUGGGGGCAAGAGUUGUCCGUGGACCGGACUGGAAAUGGGGAAAACAGGACGGUGGAGAAGGACAUGUUGGAACAGUGAGAAGUUUUGAAAGUCCUGAGGAAGUGGUGGUAGUUUGGGAUAACGGGACUGCUGCCAAUUAUCGCUGCUCUGGAGCCUACGACGUGAGGAUAUUGGACAGCGCACCCACAGGUAUUAAACAUGAUGGUACCAUGUGUGACACCUGCCGUCAGCAGCCCAUCAUCGGCAUCCGCUGGAAGUGCGCCGAGUGCACCAACUAUGACCUCUGCACUACAUGUUACCAUGGAGACAAGCACCACCUGCGACACAGGUUCUACAGAAUCACCACACCGGGCAGUGAGAGGGUCCUCCUCGAAUCUCGACGGAAGUCCAAGAAGAUCACGGCGCGCGGCAUCUUCACCGGAGGCCGUGUGGUGCGGGGAGUGGACUGGCAGUGGGAAGAUCAGGAUGGCGGCAAUGGCCGAAGGGGCAAGGUAGUUACAGAGAUCCAGGACUGGAGUGCAGCCAGCCCUCACAGCGCGGCGUACGUCCUCUGGGACAAUGGUGCCAAGAACCUCUACAGAGUUGGCUUCGAGGGCAUGUCGGAUUUGAAAUGUGUCCAAGAUGCCAAAGGAGGCACCUUUUACAGAGACCACUGCCCAGUAUUGGGAGAGCAGAAUGGCAGCAGGAAUCCUGGGGGCCUGCAGAUCGGAGACCUGGUCAACAUCGACCUGGACCUGGAGAUCGUGCAGUCCCUGCAGCAUGGCCAUGGGGGUUGGACUGAUGGCAUGUUUGAGACGCUCACCACCACCGGUACCGUCUGCGGCAUCGACGAAGACCACGACAUUGUUGUCCAGUAUCCUAGUGGAAAUAGGUGGACGUUCAACCCGGCAGUGCUGACCAAGGCCAACGUGGUGCGCAGUGGGGAGGUGCCGGCGGGUGCGGAGGGUGGUGCCUCCCAGUUCCUUGUGGGUGACCUGGUGCAGAUCUGCUACGACAUCGACCGCAUCAAGCUGCUGCAGAGAGGCCACGGCGAGUGGGCUGAAGCCAUGCUGCCGACACUGGGGAAGGUGGGCCGUGUGCAGCAGAUCUACUCGGACAGCGAUCUGAAGGUGGAGGUGUGCGGCACCUCGUGGACGUACAACCCGGCCGCCGUGACCAAAGUGGCUCCCUCUGGCUCGGCCGUCACCAACGCCUCUGGAGAGCGUCUCUCUCAGCUGCUCAAGAAGCUCUUUGAGACCCAGGAGUCGGGUGACAUCAACGAGGAGUUGGUGAAGGCAGCUGCCAACGGUGACCUAGCCAAAGUAGAGGACAUUAUGAAGAGACCUGACGUGGACGUGAAUGGGCAGUGUGCGGGCCACACAGCGAUGCAGGCAGCCAGUCAGAACGGCCAUGUGGACGUCCUCAAGCUGCUGCUCAAAUACAGCGUCGAUCUGGAAGCCGAGGACAAGGAUGGGGACCGGGCCGUGCACCACGCGGCGUUUGGGGACGAGGGUUCGGUCAUCGAGGUGCUUCAACGGGGCGGAGCCGACCUCAACGCCAGGAACAAGCGCAGGCAGACGCCGCUGCACAUCGCGGUCAACAAGGGCCACCUGCAGGUGGUGAAGACGCUGCUGGACUUGGGCUGUCAUCCCAGCCUCCAGGACUCUGAAGGCGACACACCCCUGCACGACGCCAUCAGUAAGAAGCGGGACGACAUGCUGUCCGUGCUGCUGGAGGCCGGCGCUGACGUCACCAUCACCAACAACAACGGCUUCAACGCCCUGCAUCACGCAGCCCUGCGAGGGAACCCUAGUGCCAUGCGUGUUCUGCUGUCCAAGCUCCCCAGGCCCUGGAUCGUGGACGAGAAGAAGGACGACGGCUACACGGCACUGCAUCUGGCGGCGCUCAACAACCAUGUGGAGGUGGCCGAACUCCUGGUGCACCAGGGAAGUGCCAGCCUUGACGUCCAGAAUGUCAACCAGCAGACCGCGCUGCACCUCGCAGUGGAGCGCCAACACACCCAGAUCGUCCGGCUCCUGGUGCGCGCGGAGGCCAAGCUGGACGUGCAGGACAAGGACGGGGACACGCCGCUGCACGAGGCGCUGCGCCACCACACGCUCUCCCAGCUGCGGCAGCUGCAGGACAUGCAGGACGUCAGCAAGGUGGAACCCUGGGAGCCCUCCAAGAACACGUUAAUCAUGGGCCUGGGGACCCAGGGGGCUGAGAAGAAGAGUGCCGCCUCCAUUGCGUGCUUCCUGGCGGCCAACGGCGCCGACCUCACCAUCCGCAACAAGAAGGGCCAGUCGCCCCUGGACCUCUGCCCGGACCCCAGCCUGUGCAAAGCCCUGGCCAAGUGCCACAAGGAGAAAACGAGUGGUCAGGUCGGUUCUCGCAGCCCGUCUCUGAACAGUAACAACGAGACGCUGGAGGAGUGCAUGGUGUGCUCGGACAUGAAGAGGGACACCCUGUUUGGGCCCUGCGGCCACAUCGCCACCUGCUCCCUCUGCUCGCCCCGCGUCAAGAAGUGUCUCAUCUGCAAGGACCAGGUCCAGUCCAGGACUAAGAUCGAGGAGUGCGUGGUAUGCUCUGAUAAGAAGGCAGCCGUUCUCUUCCAGCCCUGCGGACACAUGUGCGCCUGUGAGAACUGUGCCAUUCUCAUGAAGAAGUGUGUACAGUGUCGCACGGUUGUGGAGCGGCGCACUCCUUUCGUCAUGUGUUGCGGAGGGAAAGGUAUGGAGGAUGCCACUACUGAUGAUGAUGAUGAUGAUGAUGAUGAUGAUGAUGAGGACCUUACAGGGGGCUCUAACUCAGUGGCAGGGGGUUCGCAGGAGCUUCUCCAGCCCAACAAUCUGGCGCUAAGUUGGUUGGCAGGAGGUUCGCAGGAGCUUCUCCAGCCCAACAAUCUGGCGCUAAGUUGGUCCAGCGGCAACAUCCCGGGUCUCCAAAGGGAUAAGGACAACACUAACGUCAACGCUGACGUGCAGAAACUCCAGCAGCAGCUGCAGGACAUCAAGGAGCAGACCAUGUGUCCGGUGUGUCUGGACCGGCUAAAGAACAUGAUCUUCAUGUGCGGCCACGGCACCUGCCAGCUGUGCGGAGACCGCAUGAGCGAGUGUCCCAUCUGUCGCAAGGCCAUCGAGCGCCGCAUCUUGCUCUACUAGAGCCCCAGGCUUCGUCCUUCAGGCCUCUUCUUCACCGCUCGUCAACCAACCAGCCAGCCAGCUAGCCAGCCAGCCAGCCAGCCAGCCGCUUCUCUCAUGCACACAGCGCUCCUGUGUCUGCAAGACUUCCCCCCCACCUCUCCCACUAAGCUGUCAGUCAUCAGUGUUAACGGUGUAGACUUGUCCUGGUUUGUCUACUUUGGCAAAAAAAAAAAAAAACACCCCACCUUAUCCUUGUCUGUGAAUCAGCUGAACAGUUCUCUUUAGCAACACCACCCCCAUACAUUUGUACACAGAACAGACACUGUCGCCCCGUUUGUCCGCCAGGCUUGGUCUCCGAGGGUCGGUCAGUAUGGAUAGACUUUGUUGAGACCGUAAGCACUAGUGGCGGAUACGGUUGUGUUUCAAAGGGGUUCCACUGAGUCCUCCUUCCUUGUAAGUGUCACUGCAUAUGUGAGCAUGCAGUUAACCCCCUCCCCCCCCCGACCCUCGCGUUGCUACAAAGCUCUGUGUUGUCCUCUUGCUACUUGUUCUUUUUUUACAAUAAUGUAAUCUGAUGCAAGCCUAGCUGUAGAGGAUGCUGCUCGAUGUGGAUCUCGUGAUGUUCUGGCCCGUAUAGCAGAGCUCGGUCUCCACACGAAGCCUACUAUCACGCUAGACGCUUACGUGUUAUAACUUGCCUCAGUCCUUUCGGGGGCCAUUUUUUAGUGUACCGCUAGUCGCAUUUCAAGUUUUUCUCCGGUCCUGACUGGACGCGCUUUCGAGUCGAGUUCCAUCGGCUUCUUGAGUCCUGUAGUAAAACCCCCCCAAGAAGUUGAGGCUAGAGUCCUGUCUUGUCGCAAUCCCGACAGGUGGCGCAAAGCUCGCUCACACUGUCCACUGUGGAGGGGGGAGGUGGCUGCAGGGAGGCCCAUUACGUCUCACAUGUAGUAUUGGUCUCAGUGAAUCUCACACAAGCCUUGAGUAUUGCUGUAACACCUCAUCACCCCCUCUGCCCCACCACUGAUGCAAAAUUGUGCUGUUACAUGUGUGUUCAUGUUGAAUAAGGCUUGGAACUGGAUUGUUUUCGGUUAAGCAUGUAUUCUCACCCCCCCCCCCCCCCUACCAUCACGUUACAGGUCUAUGGACAAUGAGGUUAUGAAGCUAUUCGUGAUUUUUUAUUUUUUCCCCCCCCUUCUAAAUGUUUGCUAAUGACCAUAGAGGAUUCUGUGCCAUUGCUUCCAAAAAGAACACUACAACACCCUUGGGGAUAAGGUGCUUGUUUACCUUUUUUUUUCUUUUUUUUUAAAUACCAUUUUAUUUAAGUGCAUCGUCAUGAAAAACAGAGAUGAAAUGAGCUAGAGAGUACAAUCUAAUAUAAAGCCAAGACUUCAAAGCCUCUACUUUAGUAGUGAUAGAAUAAAUUAUUUUAUAUUGUUACCAAGAUAUAGAAUGAGGGGUAUUUCAGAUUGUCUAAAGGGGGUAGCUUUUUUUCCUCUCCAAAGCAGUCAUCCUCAUUGGGAAAAAAAAAAUAUGAAAAGGAGGAAACGUUAAUGGGAUUUUGAGGAACAUCACUUUUUUUUAGUUCUGUAGUAUUUUCUAGACUAUAUUCAGCCUAAUACAAGUUAAACUGAACUAAUUACUAUCUCAAGUCAAGUGUCCUGUUCUUCAACCAUGUUUAUUAUUAGGAAAAGAGGUUGCCAGCGAAUUGGCUUGAGUGUGAGAGUGUGUGCAGGUGCGUUUGGUCAGUCCUGUGUCUGAAAGCAGCAUUUCAGAUCUGACCGCCUCUUGCAAGUCAGAAGACCUUGAUGUGUUUCAACAGCCAUUUGUGGCUGUCAAUGCAAAGGUCCUGUUUUAAAAAGAAUUAUGAAAAAAGUAGCUUCAUACUUUGCCUUUUUAACCAAUUUUUUAUCUUUUUUUCAACGAUCAUAUUGACAUUUGAAGCUAGAUGCACUAACGUACUUUAAUGGUAGUAUUGUACCGUGUUACAGUAAAGGCCGAUUUUGUACUUUAUUUCUGUUUGUAACACUCUCCUGGUUUCAACAAAUUCACUACUCUCUCUUCUUUGGCAUGAAUGUUUGUGUUGUAUGCGGUUCAGCCUGUAUCAUUAAAUGCUGUCACUCCGUAUUGUUUAGUGCUUUUAAAUGAAAUGCAUCGCUGAAUAAAGGUCUAAAGGAACACUUUA